Molecule: messenger RNA, 1152 nt
Organism: Periconia digitata
Lineage: Eukaryota; Fungi; Ascomycota; Dothideomycetes; Pleosporales; Periconiaceae
Source: the annotation of a GenBank genome assembly
CAAAAAAUGUCAAACCCCAGCCCCACCACAACCUCACAAACAUUCUCCACCCUCCCCAUCCUCGCCCUCUCAUCCGCCCUCUCCCCCUCCACAAAACCAUCUUUCCUGGCCGAGCUGCGCGACGCGCUGCUCAACGUCGGAUUCUUAUAUCUCAGCGACACGGGGAUCCCCGAGGAGCUGGUUGACAAUGUGAUUGGCGAGUGUCGAGGGUUCUUUGAAACGCUGGGUGUGGAGGAGAAGAGGAAGAUUGAGAUGAAGAAUGAGAAGAGCUUUCUGGGGUGGAGUGAGCUCGAUAACGAAACAACGGCAUUCAAUACCGACCACCGCGAACAACUGGACCUGUCGACCCCACAGCCGCUACCGGGUCCCAUGGCGCCACUGUAUCACAAUCUGCUAGCACCCAACCAGUGGCCUUCGGAGUCGCUUCUCCCAUCGUUCCGACCCGUGUACGAAGAGUACAUGAGGCGCAUGUCGGAUAUAUCGAUGCUCUUCACCGGUCUGAUUGCCGAAGCUCUGGAUCUUCCUGCGAACGCUUUUGAGAAAUUCUUCGAUACGAACCAGCAGCACAAGCUCAAGAUUGUGAGGUACCCUGAAGUGGAUGUACCAGAUCUGCCGACGGGAGCGAGCGAAAUGGAUAGGAAGAAGUGGGAAGUUAAGCGACAGGGUGUAGGUCCACACAAGGAUAGCAUGUUGACGUCGUAUCUACUGCAAGCGAGCGAUCAGCCUGGCCUCCAAGCGCAGAAUGCACGAGGGGAGUGGGUAGACUGUAAGCCUAUCAAAGGCACUCUGGUGGUAGCCAUCGGACAGGGUAUGGAGGCGUUGACCAACGGCGUCUGCGCAUCGACCACACAUCGGGUUUUGAGUCCACGCAAAGGCGAAGGCGCGCGAUAUUCUGUGCCGUUCUUCCAAGGAGUGAGCUACGACGCUCAGUUUGAAGCUAUGGACGUGCCCGAGGCGGUGUUGAAGCUAAGGGACGAAGCACGCAAGGCGCGCAAAGACGAUGUCGAGUUUACUUUUGUCAAGGGCAAAUGGGGGCAUCUCGGUGAAGCGACGCUGAUGAACCGCGUCAAGUCGCAUCCCGAUGUGGGCGAGAAAUGGUAUCCCGAGCUGCUAGCCCAAAUCCGUGCGCAACAAGUAGCGACCAAAGUUUGA